This is a messenger RNA of Lates calcarifer (barramundi perch), 461 nucleotides long. RefSeq names its product NADPH oxidase organizer 1a (gene noxo1a). Gene Ontology annotation, biological process: superoxide anion generation. NCBI's taxonomy places the organism in Eukaryota, Metazoa, Chordata, Actinopteri, Centropomidae. Gene Ontology annotation, molecular function: superoxide-generating NADPH oxidase activator activity; phosphatidylinositol binding. The record is from RefSeq and is a predicted model, not a curated record. The transcript is spliced from 4 exons. The coding region runs from base 86 to 454 and encodes 122 amino acids.
CCAGGGCGAGGCUGAGAGGCUCGUGCAGCACCUCACAACUGGACUAACUCAGCAGCAAACUUUGUCCCGACUCUGUCGUUGGAACAUGGAGGCCCAGCGGUACCCGAUCAGUGUCCGUUUAAUCGGAGUCAUGCAAAAAGAGAAGAGCAAAAUGUACAUGACCUCCGUGCUUUGGUCGGAUCAGAGUGACAUUGUGGUUUACAGAGCUUUUCAGGAUUUCAAGAAAAUGCAUAAACAGAUGAAGAAAGCAUUCCCAGCGGCGAGUAAACUGAAGAAAUCUGAAAGAACCAUCCCCAAAUUUCAAUACUCGAAGGCGAAGCGGGGCAGCAGGAAGAAGGGCCCCGCAAAGUCACUUGCUGCGCCUCAAAUUCUUGCAGAAAUAUUGCGACGAUCUCCUGAGCUGCGACCCGCGGGUCCUUCAUUCUUCAGACCUCAUCCAGUUCUUCCACCCUAAAGACCAG